AUGCAUCUCUCCAAGUCUUAUACUCUGCUUGUCCUGGCCCUCGCGGCAGGAACAGCCACCGCACGUGCAGCGGAGGAGGCAAAUGCUUCCACUGAAGGCACAUCCAUUGAGAGGCCCGCUGCCACCACUUCCGCGACUGCAAACGAGGCUACCACGACCGAGGUCACGUCUGCCGAACCUCUUGAGACAUCCUCCGCUGUCACUUCUCAGGCGGAGGAGACGAUUACCUCUGUCUCUGAGACUCCUGUGGUUGCCGAACCUCUUGAGACAUCCUCCGCUGUCACUUCUCAGGCGGAGGAGACGACCACCUCUGUUUCUGAGACUCCUGUGGUUGUUGUGUCCAGCACUGAUUCUAGCACUGCCACUCAACUCAGCGUUCAACCUACCGUCCAGCCAAGUGGUCAACCAACUGAUCAGCCGAGUGUCCAAUCCAGCACUCAACUUAUUGUCCAGCCUAGCACUCAACCCAGCGUCAUCGCUAAGCAACAAAUCUCCCCCGCCCAAUCCAGUGGCAGCGCGCCUAUUCAGUCAAGCGCUCUUAUCCCUGCUCCCAGCGCCGUUGCGCCUGGUGCUCCUGCGUCGAGCGUCCCGGUUAUCCCAGUCGGCUCCCCUGCAGCAACAAGCGCGCCUCUCAUCAACACCACCCCCGCUGCGUCAAGGACAACCCCAAGCUCGUCCGCCCACAGGACCACCACCACCACCCACAAACCCACCACGACGAGCUCGCAAGGGGAGGUUAAUGUCAAUGAAGAGAACGCCCCGUCUGGACCGUCGGCCACCGCCACUCCUAUCAACCCCGGUUCCAAGCUAAUUAUUCCCGGUGUUGCUAGCUUGGCUAGUGUGGUUUUGGGGUUGUUCUAUCUGGCUUGA
This is a messenger RNA of Aspergillus mulundensis, 870 nucleotides long. RefSeq lists its product as uncharacterized. NCBI's taxonomy places the organism in Eukaryota, Fungi, Ascomycota, Eurotiomycetes, Eurotiales, Aspergillaceae. The transcript has a single exon. The record is from RefSeq and is a predicted model, not a curated record. The coding region runs from base 1 to 870 and encodes 289 amino acids.